Molecule: messenger RNA, 888 nt
Organism: Letharia columbiana
Lineage: Eukaryota; Fungi; Ascomycota; Lecanoromycetes; Lecanorales; Parmeliaceae
Exons: 1
Coding region: 1-888 (295 amino acids)
Source: RefSeq, a predicted model, not a curated record
AUGCAGUACACUCCUCUCUUCUUCGGCCUCGCCGCCGUCUUCGGCCUCGUGUCCGCCACUCCUCGCCCAGCCCCCGCCCGCUCCGUUGCCGGCGACACCGGCUGCGGCGUCUACGGCAUCUUCUGCAACACCCCCGACACCUUCUCCCUCUGCGUCCCAACCUCCACCGGAACCGAGUACUUCUUCUUCGGCUCUGUCGCCCAAGGCACCUUCUGCGACACAACCGAGAACCGCAUCCGCGCCGACAACUUUGGCAACUGCUCCCCCGAUGGCCAACUCUUCUGCGGGGCGAAUGGCCUCACCUUCUUCAUCUGUGACCAGGGAGGUCUGAUCAGCUUCGGUCCUACCGCCGCUGGUACCGAGUGUGUCAAUGGCGAGAUUGUUGCUUGCGAUGGCGUGUGCGGUGAUGACACCGCUUCGACUACCACUACCCCGGACAGCACUACGACUUCCGAUACCAUCUCCGAUACAUUCACCACACCCUCUACCACACCUACUACCACUACAUCUUUCACCACCACUUCCGACACCUCCUUCAGUACAUUCAGCACAUCGAAUACCACUACCACGUCGCCAAGCACCACCCCAGUGAGCACAUCCACCGCUGUAACCACGACUCCAUUGUCCAGCUCCUCUUUGAUUACCUCAAUCACCAUCCCAUCCUCAACCCUCACAUCUUCUAGCUCGAGCCUCUCAAUCACCUCCCCAUCCAUAACCCUCACAUCUUCUAGUUCGACUAGCUCGUCAACCGACUCCUCGUCUUCCUCAAGCGACUCCUCGUCCUCCUCAAGCGACUCAAGCUCAUCGUCCAGCUCUUCCAGCUCUUCCAGCACGAGCGUGACCGUAGUCACAAGCACCACCACUGCUACGGAUGCCGCAACCACAUAG